AUAUUGACCUUAAAUAUGAAAAAGGAUAGAUGCAAUCAAAUUACGCACGGGACAAAACCUACACCGGAGAAGAGGCGCUUCCUACUUCCAUCUACUCCACUGAGAUUUUAGGGCUCUUAACAUAAAUAAACCCUAACAAAAUAGGCAUCAAUGGAGGCACUGAAAGAGUGUUGCGCGAAUAUAGUUGUGUAUCUACAUCCAUCCAAGGCCAAAAAGGUCGAGGCCUCUGUUUAUCGCCAACUUAGCUCUCUUCUUUUCAAGUUUAAUGAAUCUUUAGAUGGUGUGGUAUUGACUUAUGAACCGAAGUUCAGUAGCAAUUUGGCUAAAAUUCUUCCAGGAAUUCACCCUUAUUUUGGCGUGAGAUUUGAAGCAAAGUUGCUACUUUUUCAUCCAAAGCCAGACAUGCUAUUAGAAGGUGAGGUCGUUAAAGUUGGCCAGCAGUCUAUUCACAUAAUUGUUCUUGGUUUUUCUUCUGCCGUCAUAGCAGAUGAGGACAUUCGAGAAGAUUUCAAGUAUAAAAUUAAACAUGGGAAAGAAGUUUUUGUCAGCAGAUCUCACAAGAAACACAGGAUCAAAGUGGGAACUACUCUACGAUUCUCAGUCAAGAAUUUUGAUGAAGAGAUACUACAUAUAUGUGGGUCAUUAGUGCCAUCUAACACAGGAAGUAUUCAAUGGUUGGAAACGAAGGCAGAAGAGUCUCAAGCUUACAGCAUUACCGAAAAGAGGAUAGGCAACAAAAGGGCUGCUGAAUUGCUCGAGCCUGCUAACAUAGUGUCCUACAGGAAAAAGCUGAAAUCUGAAAAUCAUAUUAAGAAAUCGAGAAGAUCUAAAAGCAGAGACAGCUAAAUGUGCUAAUUGUAUGCAUACAUUUUUGGUAAGGUGGAUGUCAAAGCUUAUGGAGGAUUAGUUGAAGAACUUGGAUGCAAGGUGAUGUAUUCUGGGGUUUGUGAAGAAUGGAUCGGUAAAAAUGGCCAAUAUACACUGGUUUUUGUUGUUACCGCUCAUGAUGGGCAAAGAUAAUAUAGGAGGAAGAUGAAUCUUUAAAUUGCAUAAUCUAUAUCACUCUAAUCUUCUUAUUGAGUUUGUGCCUCAGAUGUUUGGUUGUGAGCUAUACUUUGCGAGGAGCCAAACGAGCAUAUGGCUUUGCCUUGCCAUUUGACCUUAAUAGCUUUUACCUACAUUUUUCUAUCCUAAAUUUUGUUCAACUAAAUGCUGAGAUGAAGUUGGUUGAUUGAUUAUUUCUAUGGAUUUUUUGUGCCUC
Messenger RNA from Capsicum annuum, 1261 nucleotides. RefSeq lists its product as uncharacterized. The record is from RefSeq and is a predicted model, not a curated record. Gene Ontology annotation, cellular component: RNA polymerase I complex. Gene Ontology annotation, biological process: DNA-templated transcription initiation. The transcript has 7 exons. Lineage: Eukaryota; Viridiplantae; Streptophyta; Magnoliopsida; Solanales; Solanaceae. The coding region runs from base 151 to 846 and encodes 231 amino acids.